Molecule: messenger RNA, 1535 nt
Organism: Dendronephthya gigantea
Lineage: Eukaryota; Metazoa; Cnidaria; Anthozoa; Malacalcyonacea; Nephtheidae
Product: phospholipase A1-II 1-like
Exons: 2
Coding region: 122-1000 (292 amino acids)
Biological process (GO): lipid metabolic process
Source: RefSeq, a predicted model, not a curated record
AGCUUGGCAAAAUAUCACCCGGAGUAAAAUAGACAUUUCUGCAGGUGGUGUCAUUUAUCGAGUGGAUUUAUAUUACUCGGUGAUUCAUACGAACCAGUGAUGAUCUGAAUUUCUUUCAAAGAUGUAUUGGCAAUCUUUCUUUGGCUUUAUUCUGCUGUUUGUUUCCGUAACAACUUCGCCUCUUGAGAAAUACAUCAAACUCACAAUUGGUGUAGCCAAGGCAGCCUAUUUACCAUUUGAAGGGAAUCGGUUUUUUCAAAAUGGUCAUAUCAUCGAGAGCCCCACAACUACACAACCCUUUAAAAAGUACGACCGAAAUCAGGAAAAAUAUGCUUGUAGUGUUGGAGGAUGGAAUGCGAAAAGCUACGCCAGCAAAGGCACCGAAGUCCUGUUGUUUACACAUCCUCAGCUGAAGUUGGCUGUCUUUGGGUUUCGAGGAACGGAACCAACAAGCCUUAAAGACUGGAGUAAAAAUUUCAAAAUGCUUCUAGUUGCCGUCCGCUUCGGCAACGCAAACUUCAAAAUCCACCAGGGCUUCAGAGAUCGUUAUCAGGAUAUUUCGUUAUGGUUUGAAACUGAAUACCAAGCUAUUCCUGCAGAUUAUAAAAUCAUGAUAACAGGUCAUAGUCUGGGAGGAGCUCUAACCACGGUUUCUGCGGCAAUCGUUAGUGGUAAAACAAAACGACUUCCUGACGCCGUCAUCCCAUAUGCGUCGCCUUUAGUUGGUGGACAAGAUUUUCAAACCUAUUACCAAAGCGUUGUCGGCUGCGACCGAACCCUGAGAGUGACCGUGAAGGGCGACAUCGUCACGAAAGCUCCUUCCACAAUAUUGGGCUAUAGGCACGUGUGUAGCCCUCUUGAACUUGAGGGUCACACUGGCAUUUUAACUCCAGGGGAAAUGAUCGAAAAUCACGAUGUGUAUGCUAAUUAUGAUCGAGGAUUGGAACAGAGAUAUACAAAUGCGAAUGACAUCAAUCUCGCUUGUGAUCGACUUGUCUAAAGAAACUUCUAUUUUAAUGCAGUUCUUCCCAUGUGGAACAAUUAAUCUACCAGCAACCAUCAAAUCAUCCCUGACCAUCUUGUCGCUCAAAAAAGAUUAUACCAUCAUCACAAUGAGAAAGUCAAGCAAAGAUUUUGAUGUCAAUCAACCAAGAACAUGCAUGGAAAUAUUUGAGUGUAAAAUGUUGUCCCUUUGUGUUAGUAGAAUGAGCUUUGGUGGGAUUUAACUAGACCUUACUUAAGAUCUGUUGUCAUCUUCCUUCAAUAAUUUGUUAAUUUAUACGAUAUUGGUUGUAAAGUCAAAAAUAAAAUAAAAAUAGUAAAAUAUGAACUUGCAUUAAUUACAGUUGAUUUCAUAAAACUUUGGCCACUACACUUGCAAAAUGUUUGGAAGCUGUCAAGUGGGUGGGGAAGUUGUCACUUCAGUUUUGUAAUUUGCAACAAAGUUCUGAAGUUCAAAUUGAACUUCGGACUUUCAAAUCGAAUCGAACUAUAAAAUACCAGGGCAAAGCAAUUACAAUAAUAAUAAAAUGAAA